GCGAAGAGAACAGCUUCUUAAUCUUAACCAUUCAUAAAUGCUACACAUUGCUUUUGAACACAAGGAUGGCAUUUUAUUGGAAUUAAUAAUAGAAAUAAUGACCUAGAUAGUACUACCAGCUUAUGACCCGACACAAAUAAGACCUGACUUGAAACAAGACAAAAAAGAGACUAUAUUAAACUGAAUGGACCAAAAUGCCCAUAAUAUAAAGUAAAAAAACACUCCCGAUUCCCGAAAGUAAUGGCUUUGACGAUGGAGCUCGAUAUGUUGUGCGCUAGUUUGGAUCUAGUUUUUUUUGACCGAUUGGGGGUUGAAUCGAUGGUGGAUAGGCUUCUCAUCCCGGCGGUGCGGCUAUGGCUUCUCAUCCCGGCGGUGCGGCUAUGGCUUCUCAUCCCGGCGGUGCGGCUAUGGCUUCUCAUCCCGGCGGUGCGGCUAUGGCUUCUCAUCCCGGCGGUGCAGCUAUGGCUUCUCAUCCCGGCGGUGCGGCUAUGGCUUCUCAUCCCGGCGGUGCGGCUUUGGCUUCUCAUCCCGGCCGUGCGGCUAGGGAUUCUAUCGUUGCGGUGCAUUUAGGGGGUGGUCGGCGGCUAGUUUGUGAGACUGGGGAUGGCUGGUCGGAACUGGGGCCUGGAAGGUGCCGAAUUGGGUCUUGGCUACUCGGAUCUGGAGCUGCGGAGGGGGCUGGACAGGGGGUUGGAUUAUGGUGUGGCUGUGGCUGGGUCUGAGGAAGCAGGGGAGGGGCAGGGUGUUAGACAAAGGUGGGGCUGGGGGGUAAGGGUGGGUAGGACAGGGGGUUUGGUGGGUGCAAGGUGGGGUUGGGUUGGAGUCGGUCCGGGGAGGUUGUCCACCGGAGUGAGGGCGGCGACGGGUCACCCAUGUUGGUGGCCGGCUGGUGCUACCGGUGGUGUCUAUCGCCUUGAAUAAAUGUAAUUAGUAUCGAGCAACUGUAACUGAUCGGUUAAAUGUAAUUGGACAUGUAAUUGGUCGGAUCAAGUAAUUGUAACUGAUAAGGUGGGUAACUAUAAUUGUUCAGGUCAGGUAACAAUAACUGGUCGGUCGGAUAAUUGUAACUAGUGGUUUGAGUAAUUGUAAUUACUUAGGUCACGUAAUUAUAACUGGUCGGUUCAGGUAAUUGUAAUUACUCAGAUUAAGUAAUUGUAACUGAUCGGGUCGCGUAACUAUGACUGACGAAUCGAGUAACUGUAACUGAUGAUUCGAGCAACUGUAACUGAUGAAUCGAGUAACUGUAACUAACGAAUCGUGUAAUUGUAAUUGAGGAUUGCAGGUAACUGGUGGGAUGGGUCACUAAAAGUUUU
Molecule: messenger RNA, 1313 nt
Organism: Cuscuta epithymum
Lineage: Eukaryota; Viridiplantae; Streptophyta; Magnoliopsida; Solanales; Convolvulaceae
Source: the annotation of a GenBank genome assembly